AUGGCAGCCCAUGCCCGCACCGGAGAGUCCAUCUCUGAGAGAGCCCUGAGCAAUCUCAACCCUCCGAAUCCACAGACGAGCAAACUUCACGCCAUACGCUCUCACUGCUUCCACAACCAGUACGACCCCACAACUAAUCCGGAUGGCAUUGUGGCCCUCGCGAUUGCGGAGAACAAACUCAUGCGGCAAGAGAUCGUCGACCACGUCAACAGCAACAUGAACAUCACGCCGUGGCACUUGACCUACGGGCACGGUCCUGCUGGGUCUAUUGGUUUGCGGAGAGCCAUUGCCGAGUUCGUGACAGAGGUCUUCAAGCCGAGAGUGGCGAUUGGUGAAAGCCAUGUAGCUGUGUGCAAUGGGGCGGGAUCCGCCGUGGACAAUCUAUCCUUCUGUCUGGGUGAGCCCGGAGACGGUAUAUUGGUCGGUAGGCCAUUGUAUGUGGGUUUCUUUCCCGACAUAGAAGCACGGGCAAAGGUAAAGCCCGUGCUGGUGUCUUUCGGGGACAUCAACCCUACCUCGGCGGAGGCGGUGGGCUUCUAUGAAGCAGCCCUACACGAGUCAAAUGCGGCUGGCGUGAAGAUCCGGGCCAUCUUGCUUGCAAGCCCCCAUAAUCCGUUCGGGCGACCCUAUGACAACGACUUCCUUGUGGGUAUAAUGCGUCUCUGCGCAAAGUAUAACAUCCAUCUCAUCUCCGACGAGGUGUAUGCCAAGUCACAUUUUCCCAGUAACGAUGUACCCGCCCCUCCACCUUUUGUGUCUGUCCUAUCUUUCGACCUGCAGAAAUAUAUCGACCCGACCCUUAUCCACGUCAUCUAUGCGAUGAGCAAAGAUUUCUGCGCAAACGGCGUUCGGAUCGGUGCGGUCAUCUCGCCCUCGAACGGUAGAGUGCUCAAAGCAUUUCGUGCAGUAGCAAGCUUCACUCGCGCUUCACAGCUCGCCGAGCAUGCCUGGCUGAACUUGCUCACCGACAAACCUUUCCAGCAAUGGUAUUUCCCGCUUCUCCAGCAGAGGAUGACGGAAUCUUACGAGUUCACGACGUCAUACUUGAGGAAGCAUAAUAUUCCGUACAACAAGGCUAGUGUUACCAGUUUCAUAUGGCUCGAUUUGAGUAGGUAUCUGAAGGAGGACAGUGUCGAAGCCGAGAUAGAGUUGAAUUGGAAAAUGGCCCACGGUGGUGUAUGGGUGGCCAUGGGCGCGAGCUUUGCCAGCGAGAGAAAUGGCAAUUUCCGAAUAACAUUUGCGACGCCGAGACAAGAGUUAAGCAUGGGUCUAGACAGGUAA
This is a messenger RNA of Cladophialophora carrionii CBS 160.54, 1281 nucleotides long. RefSeq lists its product as uncharacterized. Lineage: Eukaryota; Fungi; Ascomycota; Eurotiomycetes; Chaetothyriales; Herpotrichiellaceae. Bases 1 to 1281 code for a protein of 426 amino acids. The record is from RefSeq and is a predicted model, not a curated record. Gene Ontology annotation, biological process: biosynthetic process; amino acid metabolic process. The transcript has 3 exons. Gene Ontology annotation, molecular function: transaminase activity; pyridoxal phosphate binding.